AUGGGAAAAUUUGAUCUAGUAAUGCAAGAGCACUUGAGGCGAAUUGAAAAGGGUGAGAUUCAUAACCAUUAUCUCAGUCACAAAAUUCAGAACGAGUUGAUACAGAUGUUAGCGGCGGAAGUGAAGAGUAAAAUUGUUUCAAUAAUCAAAGACGCUAAAUAUUAUUCAGUUAUACUUGAUUGUACCCCGGAUGUAAGUCAUGAAGAACAAAUGUCCCUUGUCGUACGAUGUGUGGAUAUUUCAACAAGUCCAAUAGAGGUGAGGGUGAGUGAAUUCUUUUUAGAAUUUUUGAAGGUGGAUGACACGACGGGAUUGGGACUAUUUUGUGCACUUCAAGAAGUAUUAGUUAGCCUUCAACUUGAUAUUGGUGACUUAAGGGGACAAGGUUAUGAUAAUGGCUCUAACAUGAAAGGGAAAAAUAAGGGUGUGCAAACAAAGGUACUUGAAGUAAAUCCAAGAGCAUUCUAUACCCCAUGUGGUUGCCAUAGUCUCAAUCUUGUUCUUUGUGAUAUGGCCAACUCUUGUUCUAAAGCAAAAAUAUUUUUCGGAGUGGUACAACGUCUAUAUGUGUUGUUUUCCUCUUCAAUCCAACGAUGGGCAAUUUUAAAAGACAAUUUGAAAGAUGUGAAGGGUCUCACGCUUAAGACAUUGUCACAAACACGUUGGGAAAGUCGCAUUGAAAGCAUCAAGCCGAUAAGAUACCAUCCCUCAAAACUAAGAGAUGCUUUGGUAGACUUGGCGAACGACAAGACGACAGAGUCGAUAGCACAAAGUGAAGCUAAAUCCCUUGCAAAGACCGAACUUGAGAAUUUUGAAUUCUUGUUUGCCAUGGCUAUUUGGUACAAGUUGUUGUUUGCUGUUAACAUUGUGAGUAAGUUUCUUCAAAGUGAAGAUAUGCGCAUAGACCUUGCUAUCGAGAAAUUAAAAGGCCUGAUUGAUUAUUUUGAAAACUACAGAAAAGUUGGUUUUGCGGAGGCAAUGGUUGAUACUACCGAAAUGGCGAAUGAAAUGGGGAUUGAACCUAAGUUUGUUGAAAAGCGCAUCAUUCAAAGAAAGAAGCAAUUUGAUGAAGAUGUUACGGACGAGGUGACACACUCUGCUGAAGAAUCAAUGAAAGUGAAUUACUUCUUGGUAAUUGUGGAUAAAGCUAUUUCUUCCUUCAUAGAUAGGUUCCAACAAUUUGAAGUGUAUGAGAAAAAUUUUGGUUUAUUGUUUGAUUUGGAAAAGGCGAGUUCAAGUGAUGAAUGCUUGAAAAAUCAUUGUACCAACCUUGAAGAAGUUUUAAAGCAUGGCGGGGUUUUUGAUAUUGAUGGGAGAGAUUUGUUUGUGGAGUUGAAAUGCUUGAAACAAGUAUUGCCAAAAGGAGUGCAGAAACCAAUUGAAGUGCUCAAUUUUAUUAAACUUAUGGUGGACUCUUUCCCAAAUGCAUGGAAUGCGUAUAGGGUGCUUUUGACUAUACUGGUUAGUGUUGCCUCGGGAGAAAGAAGUUUUUCAAAGUUGAAGUUGAUCAAAAAUUACCUUCGAUCAACCAUGUCACAAGAAAGACUAAAUGGGUUAGCCAUGUUAUCAAUUGAAAAUGACUUGGUGAAAGAGGUGGAUUAUACAAAUUUAAUUGAUAGUUUUGCUUCUAGAAAUGCAAGACGAGUAAUAUUCAAGUAA
This is a messenger RNA of Rhododendron vialii, 1659 nucleotides long. RefSeq lists its product as uncharacterized. Gene Ontology annotation, molecular function: protein dimerization activity. Bases 1 to 1659 code for a protein of 552 amino acids. The transcript has a single exon. NCBI's taxonomy places the organism in Eukaryota, Viridiplantae, Streptophyta, Magnoliopsida, Ericales, Ericaceae. The record is from RefSeq and is a predicted model, not a curated record.